CUCCCCACCCGCUGGAAAUACAAGCCGGUCCUUGGCGCGCCUUGUGUGGUAACACGCUCCGCCGCGGCCACGCUAUUUAAACGCCAGUUAUGGAUCCAGGAACCGGCGCGAAUCAAUGAGAUCAAACGCGAGGGAGAUGCACCGUCAAUUACAAGCACUUGGAAAGUCUAACUUUUUUUCUUUUACAAAUACGCUUUUAAAAGCUACCUUAGCAACGCCCAAAUAGAAGCCACCUCUAAGCAAAAUAGCAUAUAUAAGGGAGGGCGAAUAUAUAUAUAUAUUUAUAAUAAGUAUAUGUAAAUAUUUACAGGCCUACAGGUUUACACCCGGUGAACUUUUUCUUUUUUCUUUCUUUUUCUUUUUCUUUUUUUUUUUAAACGAGUGAUAUCGCAAAGAAGGACUCUUCUUCCUCUCUAUCUUUUGGCGAGUUAGCGAAGGGGGUAUUUUAUUUUCUCGGAGCGCCCAAGGGGGCGCAGGGCCUUCGGAGAGAAGAGUGGGGAGGAAAGAGGAGCGCUGGGUGGGGGGCAGAGGGCGAGUCGGCAGUGAGGGCAGGCGCUUUCCUGCAGCACGAUGCCGUCCCUGCUGGUGCGGACUUUCUCCUCGUGUGUCCUGCUUGGCUGGGCGUUGCUAGCCGGCAGCAGGGGUGGCGGCGGGGGCGAGGUCCGGAGCGGCGGGCGCCGGGAAAGAGAGGCUCUGUCACCGCAGAAGAUCGAGGUGCUGGUGUUACUGCCGCAGGACGACUCCUACCUGUUCUCCUUGGCCCGUGUGCGGCCGGCCAUCGAAUAUGCGCUGCGCAGUGUGGAGGGCAACGGGACCGGGCAGCGUCUUCUGCCCCCCGGCACUCGUUUCCAGGUGGCCUAUGAAGACUCAGACUGCGGCAACCGCGCACUCUUCAGCCUGGUGGACCGCGUGGCAGCGUCGCGGGGCGCCAAGCCCGACCUCAUUCUCGGGCCGGUGUGCGAGUACGCGGCGGCGCCGGUGGCCCGGCUCGCGUCGCACUGGGACCUGCCCAUGCUGUCGGCCGGGGCGCUGGCCGCCGGCUUCCAGCACAAGGACACGGAAUACUCGCACCUCACGCGGGUGUCCCCCGCGUACGCUAAGAUGGGCGAGAUGAUGCUCGCCCUGUUCCGCCACCACCAGUGGAGCCGCGCUGCCCUGGUGUACAGCGACGACAAGCUGGAGCGGAACUGCUACUUCACCCUCGAGGGGGUCCACGAGGUGUUCCAGGAGGAGGGUUUGCACACGUCCUCUUACAGCUUCGAUGAGACCAAAGAGGUGGACCUGGAGGACAUUGUGCGCUACAUCCAGGCCAGUGAGCGAGUGGUGAUCAUGUGUGCCAGCGGCGACACGGUCCGGGGCAUCAUGCUGGCGGCACACCGACACGGGAUGACCAGCGGAGACUACGCCUUCUUCAACAUUGAGCUCUUCAACAGUUCUUCCUACGGAGAUGGCUCGUGGAAGAGAGGAGACAAACACGACUUUGAAGCUAAGCAGGCAUACUCAUCCCUCCAAACAAUCACUCUACUGAGGACAGUGAAACCUGAGUUUGAGAAGUUUUCCAUGGAGGUGAAAAGUUCUGUUGAGAAACAAGGGCUCAAUGAGGAGGAUUACGUUAACAUGUUCGUCGAAGGGUUCCAUGAUGCCAUUCUGCUCUACGUCCUGGCUCUACACGAAGUGCUCAGAGCUGGUUACAGCAAGAAGGAUGGAGGGAAGAUUAUCCAGCAGACUUGGAACAGAACAUUUGAAGGGAUUGCUGGGCAGGUGUCCAUAGACACCAACGGAGACCGGUAUGGGGACUUCUCCGUGGUCGCCAUGACCGACGCCGAGGCGGGCACCCAGGAGGUUAUCGGAGAUUACUUUGGGAAAGAAGGUCGUUUUGAAAUGCGGCCCAACGUCAAAUAUCCUUGGGGACCUUUGAAACUGAGAAUAGACGAAACCAGGAUCGUGGAGCAUGCCAACAGCUCUCCCUGCAAAUCGUCAGGUGGCCUAGAAGAAUCAGCGGUGACAGGAAUCGUUGUGGGGGCCUUACUAGGAGCUGGUUUGCUCAUGGCUUUCUACUUUUUCAGGAAGAAAUACAGAAUCACCAUUGAGAGGCGAAACCAGCGCGAAGAGAGUCACAUUGGAAAACAUCGGGAGUUGCGGGAGGAUUCCAUCAGAUCCCAUUUUUCGGUGGCUUAAAAGGAAGCCUUUUCUUUCGGCCUGAGAUUCUUUGAGGAGAUUGAUGGGAUGAAAGACAUCCACGGGACAGAAGGGGCUCUUGAAGAAGUCAUUCUUUUAAGCAUUUAGUCAUUUCAUUGUAAAAUUUCUUUAGAAGCUCAGGAACUGUUAUUAAUCAUCAUAUGCCUCCCGGCCUUUCAUCUCACGAUGAACAAAUAUAAGACUAUCAUGUCACUCUGUUAAACAUUCAUACUGUUUUAAGGGCAUAUGAUUUGAUUUAUGUGUUGAGAAUCUGAUGUCUCCAUAUCUUGAUAGCUUUUGGGGGCAUGUCACACAAGGCUAUAAAAUGUGGUUCCCUAAAUGAAAUGUUUUAUAGCUAGAAUAAAAUCAUUUUUACAAGUAGAAUAUUCUUAGAAAGGAUUUAACACCCAAGAAGAGGAAAAGGCAAUGAAAAAUCUCAAGGCUGGAAAUGCAGCCUUCGUUUCCCUAGAGCUGGCCGGCCAACCUGAGUAGAGAAUGGCUCUGCACGCUGUAUACGCUCAGGCCCUGACUUCGUAUCCUGAAAACAGAUUUCCUCCCUGCCUCCUUCAGUGUCCCGUAACACUUGCUCGGGGCAGUGGCAACUACCCCUGAGAUAAGGUGACUUACACAAAAAAAACAAAUCUAAAAUGGUUCAUUUUUUUUAAUGUAAAAAGGCCCUAUUUCGCACUAACAUUUCAGUUUUAAGUAUUUUAAUCUUAUAUUUUGCUAUUAGAAAAUGUGUCUAUGUUUUCAUUUUGGAGAUUGAAUUUCACUUAUAUCUGAAAAGCGUGGGUAAAGUGCACAGCUAACCAACAAUGAUGAAAGAGGCUUCCCUUUUUCUCCCCGUUGCCCUGUUCCCCUUGGUCAUACCCAAAUGCGAGUCGCUGUUUCAGUUACAGAGACCUAGACAUGUACUCAGAUCACACACUCUACAGGAGUACGUGAACCUGAGUACGUGUGUUACAUGCAAGCUGUUUUAGGGAUAGGCCUCUUCCAAUUCUGGCCAAAUGAUGAGUUUCAGGAUCAAGGGUGAAAUUUACUAGAAUUAAGUAGGAUUUUAUAAGGGGAGGCAGCCUUUUUUUCCCUCAAGAGAAACUUGAUAGAGAGUUAGAACUUGACAGUUGGCAGAGAUGAAAAAUUGAAAAAAUUCACACAGAACAUUUUACCCAAAUUCACAGUGAUGAUGCAGGUUAAGAGAGGAAAUCCAAAUAGCUUCUCUAUUCCCUUUCAGUUAACUCCAUCAAGUUCUGUAAUCGCCUACUAAUAACCUGUGUCACAGUCAUUGUGGGUGUGGAUAUAAGGAACUUGGACAAAGUUGAGUAAGUAUUUACUGAAUGUCUACUUUGCACCCAGUACUCUGCACAUCGCUUGGAAUUCAGGUUGCCACUUUGAUUUAUGACUUGUGGAGAAAACAGAGGGUGAGGGAAGAGGGAGACGUCGCAGGGUUAGCAUACCACCUUGUAAUUCUGUCACUCGGCCCUUGAUAACAUUCUGAGCACCUGGAAGAUAGUUUUAAACAUCAUCUUGAUGUCCGCAGAAGACCCUGUGUAAAUAGGGGAGCUUGAGCAGCUCCUCCGUCGUGGUGGUCGUAGUCCGCACAGGUAGCAACGGAGGCAGAUGAGUCAAAGCUGUGUAUCUUGGAAGCUGGCCCCAGAUUGCUUCCUGGAAGAGUCGGCUUCUGUCACCCCUCCUUCAGCCAGUCAAAGUGAAUGGAUUAUUUCGGGGUGAAGUAUGUCCCUUUUAUAGUUUAGGAAUGUUCUGCAGGCAGCUGGAGGAUGUAAUCAAACAAUUAGUGAUGAUCAACUGAAACAGCUAGGUGGUAGUUGUCCAUGUUAGAGGCACAGGAAGAAGUACUGAAUUCAGAAAGGAUGGAAAAAAAGAAGGCGAGAAAGGCAAGCUGCAGCGAUUCUAACGCAGAAAGAGCACGCGUGGGAAGCAACCUUCAGGAAAGCAGAGCAUUUAACCGUUCAGGAUCCUCAAACCGAAAACAGAAUGGAAGGUUUGCAUCCAGUUUAUUUUUUAUGAAUUGAGAACUUACUUCUCUGUAGUGUUUAUUUUUUAGUGAUGUUUUUCAUAUAUUUUAGAAAUAUUCAUUUUCUUUUAUCUCAUCUUUGUAAAAAAAACAUUUAAAUUUUGAGCCUAUGUGCUUAUUUCAGGGGGAAAAACACUACCUGGUUGCAGUCCUUGCGUUUAAACAUUUCUAACCUUUCUCCCAUCUAUAUAAGGAAGGGCCCAUGAACUCGAACAUUUUUACAGCAAAUAUCUUUUAUUUCUACUUUAGGUAGAGGAAUACUUCUAGACCUAUACUGUUAUCUCCAGAUAAAAUUGUAAAAAUAAGUGAGAACGGAGUCUUACAAAUGGCAUGUAAAUCAUGAGCUUUCUCAUGUAUGGAUGCCAUGCUCUUUCGAUCUCCAAGCAAUUCUACGCUUCUUAAGGUUGAUUGUUUAUGUCUGCUGUCUGUUAUUUCUUCCUUGAAAUCAUCACAUGAGUACCACCAAACCUCUCUUACAUUUUGAAAACUCCAUUCAGUUGGAAAUCUUUGCUCAAAGUGUAGGUGUUUGGCCCAAGGUUACCCUGGGUUCAGACCUGUGGAGAUCAACAUUUUGGAGUUAAGUUCCUAACUGCUAAGCAACAUCUUUGACAACUAGUCAUUUAUACUCCGCCAGUAGCCAUAUAUCAUACAGAAAAAUAAAUAGGCCUUUAGUUCUUAAGUCAUUCUAUAAAUUUUCACCCUGAAGCCCAGGGUGUUCAGGUUUAGAAAGAGAUACUUCAUCGGUAUUUUCUCAUCUGGCCAAACACCGGCUGACGUGGAGACAGGUCAAAGUACGUACUUUUUGUACAUACCCACGGUGUUGGAAAUAAGUGUAGGUUUUAUGAUCAUCGCUGUCACCUUCUCAGAUUUUUUUUCCCCUGGACUCAGAAAACACUUUCUGUUUAGAGUGCAUAUCUUCCCCCAGACUGACCGCAGGUUCCACGAGGAAGCCCCUGUAAACACCAUGUUUCUUGGAAGAACCAUUAGCUUGUCCUCUCCUGAACCACAGACAUGGUUCCACAGGCUUUAAAAUGGUUCUUUACAUUUCAGAAGCGAUAUUGAGUGGAGGGAGGAGAGGAAUAGAUGGGAACGAAUUCCUGAAAUUCAAAGACUUUAUGUCCAGACACUGCUCCCUAUUCACAGGCUUCUAGGGUCAUAAACUUCUUCCAGGCACCUGUGCGGUCCUUGCCCCGAACUCACCGCUUUCCUCCUGGUUGCCGUGGGUUGGGGAGAGUAAUACAGGCCGCGGGCAGUGAAAUGAAGGCCAUGGUGAAGACCUCAUACAGACGGGGACAGGAAUUCGGGGAGUAGGUUCCAGGGGCAUCCCCUUCUUGUGAGUGAGUGUACAGUGGCUAUCUGUGGAAGGGUCCCUAGAGGACAAACAGAAUGGCAUGCACCGGUGUUUUGGGAGAGCUUAUAAAUGAAAGGCACGCCUACCCAUGUUUCUCGGGACACAAAGAACUUAGAUGCUGAGUUCAUGCAGUCAGAAAGUCGAAUGACAAUCAAAAUUAAGUCCUUGGAUCUACGUUUCAUGGGUUUGUUCAGUGAUGCCCUGUGGUUGAAUGCUUCACGAGGAAGCUGGUAGUGAACUGAACUUCUUUUUCCGUGGAAAGACACUGAAAUUGUCUUAAAAACAUGGCAUAUGUUUUAGGGGCAGCGUGGCAGCGGAGAACGAGAUGGCGCUGUGCAGGGGAUCUGUUUCUUUUCCAGCCGGUCUGUAGGAGUUCGGGAUAACCAAUCAUUUAGUCCCUCUUCAACAGCCAGGCUCCACAAGAAGGUUAGGCCACACCCAGCGAGAAGAAUCAGGAGCUCGAAUGUCCAAAUGCAACAGAAGAGGGUACAAGGGCAAGCUGCCACCACGGCCUCCCCUCCCCUUCCUCCCACCGCUACUCACCUUCCACUGUGGCUCCAAAAAUGCGUCAGCAUCUUGCCCACGCAGGCGGAAACUGGCAGUGGGACUGCCGCGCUUCCACAGAGGGAAAGAAGACAGCACGGUGAUGGCUGUGGGAAUGGAGCUGGCUUGUGGUCAGAACCCUUACGUUUGCUUGACCACACACGCCCUUGGGGCGGUUCAAGCCCGUGAUGUGCAUGGACUCCAAGAAACCUGGCUUUGAUUUUCGGCGUGUUGAUCUCCCAGGCAUCUCUUGCAGGCACACCCCACAGCUAGACUCCAGGGUCAGAGUGACUUUCCAAAGUUGCUGAAUUGGAGUUUGUUCAGAUUUCUCAUUAACCACUAAUGUUAAUUCAUACCGAAGGCAAAGCAAUUCUAACGGAGCUGAUGCUGUUUAUGUUCAUGUUUUAAGCUGCUUCAAACACAGGGGAAGGGUUUCCAGGGGAGCUGAGUCUCAGAAGUAAAAAUCCAUGUGUUACACUAGCUCUUUGAUGUGUCAGGUGUAGGAUGAUUCCUGCAGCAGAGAUUUGAACAAGCAGAAUUAAGACUUGGCAAAAAAAAUAAAAGCUGCAUUGCUCUGAUUCACAUGUUUAAAGACCUAAAUUUCUGUGCAACAAGGAAUAAGGGGCCCAUUCACCAAGGGUAAGUCACAGCAUAGGCUACCAAAUUGUUUUUUUUAUUUGCCAGGAGAGCAAAGCUGUCAUAGCACAUAGUAAUAGGGCAGAGAAGGUUGAGAAAGGAAAUUUUGGAUUUUGAAGCAGGAUGUCCCAUAUGUUAUUCAAUACCAAAUCUGAGCAUGUUCACUGUGGUGUGUCUUACUUACAAAGGAGCAAUGGGGUGCCCUCGACAGCCUGGAGAGGCUGUGAGUUUGCAGACCUCUCUGCUGGGUCCUGGGAGUCUGAGCUUCGUUCCCUGUGCACGGUGGCUAGGUGGAACCGAGGGGGUUCGGUGUAGACACGGUGGAGGAGUCUUCGGGGCCGCACUAGUCAUUGUUAAUUUAAGUACAAACCUACCGUGAGUCUGGUAGAAACGAAGCAAGAGCUGCACAAGCUACAUACAAUUUAUUAUUCUAAUGUAAGUAGAACUAUCUGCAUAUAAUGUGAUUUAAUUUAUUGUGUUGUGUAGAAAAUGAGAAUUAAUGACUGUGGAUAUAACCCUUGUUUUGUAUAAUAUAUUUUAUUUCUGAUGCAAACUGGUCAUUUAAAGCAUCUACUUCAUUUGGUGUUUGGAGAUAAAUGUGUAUGUGUUCUUGUACAUGUUUCUAUUCAGCAAGAAUACCACAUGCUCACAGUAUACCGAUGUGUUCUCAUUAAAAGAUACAUCCCA
Messenger RNA from Phyllostomus discolor (pale spear-nosed bat), 7427 nucleotides. It is a transcript of the gene NPR3, whose product is annotated as natriuretic peptide receptor 3. The transcript is spliced from 8 exons. Lineage: Eukaryota; Metazoa; Chordata; Mammalia; Chiroptera; Phyllostomidae. Gene Ontology annotation, cellular component: membrane. Bases 571 to 2178 code for a protein of 535 amino acids. The record is from RefSeq and is a predicted model, not a curated record. Gene Ontology annotation, molecular function: natriuretic peptide receptor activity; peptide hormone binding. Gene Ontology annotation, biological process: vasodilation; regulation of blood pressure.